AAUAAAGAGGGAGGGUACUCGGGAGCCUAUAGGGUGGCAGUAGUGACGCAAGGGGGCGGGGCUCAGUUGUUAGAAGAGUCCAGCGCGGGGGAGUUGGACUGUACCAUCCGCAGAGCAGCAGCAGAUAUUCAAUCUCAUGUGUCAGACGCCUCUGUGACAUCACAAUCCUCUCACCUGUCACCUGAGUCACUUUACUAUGAACCAACUUGUCUACUUAACCCUCAUCUGUAUAAUGACUGUCUCAGCCAAUGAGAGUCCUUGUCCCCAGCUGUUGGUCAGGAGAGAAAUAGUGAAUAAAGGGUUUCACAGGGACUUGGUUACAAGAGUUGCAGUUCAGGGCCCAUCAGAACAGGUGGAGCAGUGCAAGGUGCUGAUCCAAGAGCUCAUACCUUCUGGUUUAUAUCUGGAUCCAUAUCAGCUCUCCUCUCUGCGGCACCACAACCUGACAGAGGUUCUGUUACUGACAGCAGUAGAUGUGGAGGCCCCUGAGUACCUCUCUAAGGGCCUCACUGCUCUGGUCUAUCCCAAGUCAGACCCAUCGUGUGCCCAUUGCUUCAUCUCCACCGUGCCGCUCCACCUGCGCUACCACCGACCUGCGGCCCAAACUGACACAGUCUCCGUAACGUUGCAGAACCCCAAAUUACUGGUCGACUGCGGCCCAGAUUUACCCCCCAGAUCUUGCUCACCCCACUCCGUGACUGACGCUCCAUGUGACCUAAAGGACAAAUCACUGUGCCAAUGGCUGGAGCUUCCUUAUACUGCUGUUCCAGCUGAAUUGAUUGUGGAGGUUCCAGUGGGUCUGACCCAGGACAGGCCAUUAGUAAAUACCGUGACUCUGAUAGUGACUGUGUUAUGUGCCGGGAUGAUACUCGGCGCUGUUUACAGACAUGGCCACGGUUCUGUGUAGUCUCUGGUCCAAUGGUCCAUUCUGCAGCCUGAGGGGAGGAGUUUGUGACUUGCCCUUUCACCUGGAUGAGCCCCAAGAAGUUUCCCAGGGACCUUUAGUGCACAAAUGUCUGUCUAUUCCAUGGGGCCCUUGAGGGCCCAAAGCUGUAGUUUUAAACCCUUUGGUGGUGCAUUUGUGUGGAGGGACUCGCCUCAAAUCUGCUCUUGUGGUAUGUGGCCCCUGCGGAAUGCUUUAUACAUACAGUACUGGAACCCUCCCUUCCUUUAGCUGCAGCCUGUGUGAGGCUUUGAGAUAAGGAGCAGCUUAUGAUACAGAGAACUGCUGCUGAUGUAACUUCCUGCUCCACCUUCUCACAUGGACUCGCCAGAACCAGGAAGUUGGAAAGUGAUUUCAAUGACUUGUUUGUUAUAACAAAAUAAUAAAAUGAGGAAUUAUUUCUAUUAA
This is a messenger RNA of Xenopus laevis (African clawed frog), 1351 nucleotides long. RefSeq names its product phosphatidylinositol glycan anchor biosynthesis class X L homeolog (gene pigx.L). The coding region runs from base 197 to 907 and encodes 236 amino acids. Gene Ontology annotation, biological process: GPI anchor metabolic process; GPI anchor biosynthetic process. The record is from RefSeq and is a predicted model, not a curated record. The transcript is spliced from 7 exons. Lineage: Eukaryota; Metazoa; Chordata; Amphibia; Anura; Pipidae. Gene Ontology annotation, cellular component: endoplasmic reticulum membrane.